Molecule: messenger RNA, 3624 nt
Organism: Penicillium cinerascens
Lineage: Eukaryota; Fungi; Ascomycota; Eurotiomycetes; Eurotiales; Aspergillaceae
Exons: 2
Coding region: 1-3624 (1207 amino acids)
Biological process (GO): positive regulation of establishment of bipolar cell polarity regulating cell shape
Cellular component (GO): plasma membrane of growing cell tip
Source: RefSeq, a predicted model, not a curated record
AUGAGGGUAUCUUCAUUGUUUGGGCCCGCGGCGGCCGGCCUCGCGACUAUACUCGCUUUACCGACCGCACACGCUUUGACAUUCGACGCCGUUUCGAUCCCCGACCUCGACCUGUCUUCCCUCGGCCGGGUAACCAUCACCGGCGACUUCGACGGCGUGUCGCUAUACGAAUAUGAAGGACAAUCGGAAAUCACCCGACGCCAGGGGUCAUCUAUUCUGACUCCGCUUCCAAACGGCAUUCUUACGAACCUCUCCUCCGCCGACGCGCAGAUCCGUGAUAUGUGCGCUUUUACGAAGAAGGACGGAACAUUUGCAGGGAUAUUUGUCGGUGGAAACUUCACCAGUCUCGGUGGUGUUGAUUCGCCAGGGGCUGCGCUCUUCAACCCUAAUUCCAGCCAAGUCACGGCUUUGUCGGGCCUCAAUGGCUCGGUGUCGACCGUGCUGUGCGACCAGUCCUCUAACCGUGUUUACGUUGGCGGGUCCUUCUCCCACGACAACUCUUCGAACGCCGUCGCCUGGACUCCCGACCAUGGGUGGACCGAUUUGUCGUUCGACGGCUUCAAUGGGCCUGUGAAUUCGAUCAUCCAAGACAGCAACGGCCACAUUAUCUUUGGAGGAUCUUUCACUGGACUCGGCAACUCCACCACGACUUCGUCAAACAACACCAAGCAAAUUCUCAACCUGUCGAGUGCGACCAUCACUUCCGACGCGGCCACCUCCAUCAGCGGCUAUGAAGAUCCCACCAACAUCGUGUGCUCGACCAGCGGUGAGGCAGGCAAGGGCAAGACCUACCUGCUUCAUGAUUACGCUCCCGGUUAUUGGCGCGCCGAGCUUGGCUUCGAGUUCUACCCGACGAAGGUUCGCCUCUACAACACCCACAUCGAUGGUCGCGGCACCAAAGACUUUUUGUUCCGCGCCCUUCCUGACAAUGGCAUCAUGAACUUGACCUACACGGACGAGACCGGUAACAAGGUCUCUUGCGACUCCUCUUGUCCCCUUUCCAGCAGCACCAGUGAGAAGUAUCGUGAUUUCACCUUGGUGAACCCCGUUGGUAUGGAGGGCUUCCAGAUUGAGAUUUUGGAUUGGUACGGACAAGGUGCCGGUUUGAACGGCAUCGAAGUAUUCCAGGAUCAGAUCAUGACCUACGCUAUUGAGAAGUACAACGAGCCCACCUGCGCCGGCAUUGAGUACCCCUCAAAGGCGACUCGCACUGGUUCCUGGACCGUCGAGUCUGGAUACCUGUCUGCCGACGUGACGGACUCGAACGACUCGGAUACAUCCGUGGUCUUUGAGCCUGAUGUCAAGCAGUCUGGUAACUACACCAUUCUUGUGUACACCCCCGGGUGUCUUCAGGACAACUCUUGUAAUUCUCGCGGCAUGGUCAAUGUCACGGCAACUGUUGCUACUGGUACCGACGAUGCCUCGCAGCCGUCUCCGACCACAAUCUAUCAGACCAACAACUAUGACAAAUACGAUACUUUGUUCUCUGGAUACGUCGAUGCUGCCAGCGGUUCUUUCCGCCCCAGUGUCACCCUCCGGCCCAUUGUCGGCCAAGGAGAUAUUACCGUUGUGGCGUCCAAGGUUCUAUUUGAACUGCUGUCCGCAUCGAAGACUGAGACUGGAAAUCUGAACGGAGUGUACGAUUAUAAUCCCAACUCUAAGACCACCGACACCUCCGACGUCACAAAGUCAGACAUCAACAAGGCCGGCACCUCGCUCAGCCACGGCGCUUCUAUCAUGAAAAUGGCGGAGCGCGAUGGUGUGAUCUACGUCGCUGGUAACUUCUCUGAUACGGGCAUUGACAACAUCAUGUCUAUCACCGAUGGCAAUGCAACCGCUAUGCCAAGCGGUGGAUUGAACUCGGAGGUGCUGACCAUGGCUACUUCGGGCAACUUUUUGUAUGUUGGCGGCAAGUUCACCGGUACUUCUGACGGUGGAGUCAGCGGCCUCUACCAUGUGGCAUCUUACUCCUACUCUUCCAAGAAGUGGUCAGCCCUGGGCAAUGGUCUGAAUGGCCCCGUCAGCACGAUCUACCCAAUUCAGUUGAACGUUUCAAAUGCGAUCAACGAGACCACCAUCGCUGUGAGCGGUGACUUUGACCAGAUCCGUGCUACCGAUGACCAACCCGCCAUUUACGUCGCUGGUUUUGCCAUCUGGGUGCCUUCUCAGAAAACCUGGCUGCAGAGUCUCAAUGAUACUCAAAUGGAGUUCGCUGGUCAGCUGUCCGCAGUUGCCUCAAUCAACGACACCUCCAUCCUUGCUGGCAGCCUCGCUACUGAUGGUAUUACCGCUGGAGGCGCGGUGUCGUUGCAGAAUUCCCAUGAGCUGAACUUGGUGCCCCUGAAUAUGAACUUGAAUCACACCAAGUCGAGCGUUGGAGUUAUCACUGGAGUCUAUGAUACCGAAUCUGGACGUAACCUCACCAUCGUUGGUGGUCAGUUUGUCACGACCGCCAGCAACGGAUCGAUCGUCAACAACCUUGCUUUCCUGAACAGCACUGAGCAGACUAUUACUGGUCUUCCUCAAGGCCUGGACAGCAACUCGACCGUCUUGUCACUGCUUGUUCACAACGACACUCUAUAUGCCGGUGGUCUCAUCACCGGAUCCGUUGGCGGUUCCAGUGUGGGCGGUCUUGUGACGUACGACUUGUCCAAGAACACUUUCCAGGAGAGCCAGCCUUGGGCGCUCCAUGGAGACAACGUCACUGUCAACUCCAUUGCCGUGCGUCCCGGUUCAUCUGCCAUCUACGUUGGCGGCAACUUUGAUACUGCUGGCUCUCUCACUUGCACGAGUGUAUGUGCUUGGGACCCUAACCAGGGUUCGUUCUCCUGGCCUGGUGUAACCAUCAGUGGUACCGUACUGGCUCUCACCUGGGUAAGCUCGACGACACUGUAUGCCGUGGGAGAUCUUACUAUCUCGGGCAACAAGACCGUCGCCGCCACCUUUAGCACGAAGUCCGAGACCUGGACGGCUCUUGACGGCGCGUCUACCUCCGACAUGCCUGGCAACAUCACUGCAUUCGCACCCGCCAGCGAGACCAUGUCGGAGUUCUGGGUCGCAGGUACAGCGACUAAUGGAUCGGCUUUCCUCAUGAACUACGCGGACUCCAAGUUUGCGUCUCCCGGUAACCUGUUCUCCCAAGGAACGGAAAUUCGGGGCAUGGAGAUCCUCCCUAUUACCCAAGAUCACUCGUCCGUUUCUCUCUUGAAAAACGAUCAGACUCUGCUGAUCAUGGGUGACCUCAACAUUCCGGGCUUCGGACUCGCCUCCGCAGCUCUCUACAAUGGCACCGGGGUCACUCCGUUUAUCCUUUCGUCCAAGUACGAUGGCAAGCCCGGCAGCAUGUCCCAGCUGUUUACGGAGAACCAGAACCCCUACACUAACCACUCGUCCCACCAUUCCAACGGUAUCGUCGUCCUUGUAGCAUUCUGCUGCGCCCUGGGCACCGUUUUCCUCAUCGUUGCCGCCGGCGUGAUCAUGAACAAGAUCCAGCGGCGCCGCCAGGGCUACUCCGCCGCCCCCCAGACAUUCGGCACAGACCGACCUACCGACAUGGCCCGCGUGCCACCUGAGUACCUGUUCAACUCGCUGGGCGCGACCAAUCCCGGUGCCCCAACCAUCUAA